This is a messenger RNA of Liolophura sinensis, 1864 nucleotides long. Its product is annotated as iron-sulfur cluster assembly scaffold protein IscU-like. Bases 76 to 564 code for a protein of 162 amino acids. Gene Ontology annotation, biological process: iron-sulfur cluster assembly. The transcript has a single exon. Gene Ontology annotation, molecular function: iron ion binding; iron-sulfur cluster binding. NCBI's taxonomy places the organism in Eukaryota, Metazoa, Mollusca, Polyplacophora, Chitonida, Chitonidae. The record is from RefSeq and is a predicted model, not a curated record.
UGCCAGGUUGACCUGACAGUACCGCAGCCAUUGCGUCGUUUGAACGUGAAACUUAGCGCUGUUACUGAUAACAAAAUGGCUCUUUUUCGUGCACUUGGGCAGUCACUGAAGCCACUGGAGGCGAGACUAAUCACACCUACAUCCGCAUACCACAAAAACGUUAUUGAUCAUUAUGAAAAUCCCAGAAAUGUGGGGUCGAUGGACAAGAAAGACAAGGCCGUUGGGACAGGGCUGGUGGGCGCUCCAGCAUGUGGCGAUGUUAUGAAACUGCAGAUCAAGGUCGAUGAUGAUGGUAAAAUCGUAGAUGCGAAGUUUAAAACAUUUGGAUGCGGUUCUGCUAUUGCUUCCAGUUCCUUGGCCACAGAGUGGAUCAAAGGAAAGUCUGUGAAUGAAGCUCUAGAGAUCAAGAACACCGAUAUUGCAAAGGAGUUGAGCCUCCCCCCUGUAAAAUUGCAUUGUUCGAUGCUUGCUGAGGAUGCAAUUAAAGCCGCACUAAGUGAUUACAGAAUCAAGAAUCAGAAAGAGGAAGAGAGCAACGCAGAUAAAGAUGCCGUGGCUAACUAAGCAUGACCUAACCUGCUGACUACCAAGUUCACGUCACGAGAUUUGCUAUAUCAACCUAUCACCUAGACUCAAAAUUAGAGGGACAUUCAAACGGAACAGAGCAAAACCAUGAAUAUUCAGAAGUAAACUGUGAAGCUUGACCUGGCUAUUGCUGUGCUCAGUACCAGAGUUGAGUAUGAACCAUAAAAGUAACAAUGAUUGAGUAUGUUUACAUUUUUAAACGACUUGAUAUGGAUUGAUGUCAUGAAAAUGUUGAACUGCUUACACUCGCUGUAAAAUUGUGACAAUUACAUGUAUAUACAGCUAGUGCUAUCCACUAAUUAAUGUAUAUAGAAGUAAACCUAGCCGAAUUUUCAGUGGUGAUAUACAGCAGUAAAGGUAAUGUAGAACUGAAGAAAACAGGUCAACUAAAUAGAUAUAGCCGCACUGUGUCAAUGUCUCUUCAGACGCCAAUACUGAGUUAUCAGUAUGUUUUCAUAUAUUUUCCUGUUUCCACAGAGAUACAUUGGACUUCAGAGGUUCUGUUGCUGGUGAAAUCUCUGCAGAUUUCAAAUCUUUUGCUGUGUGGUUUGAAUCUGUAACUAUUGUUCUUAAAUAGAUUUUGACCUACUUACUUUUCAGGAUGUGAUGUAAAGUAAGCUUUUUUAACAAGCUAAAAAUUAGAUGCUCUAGCAUAGCCAAUAAACAUAUGAAGUCAUAUAGAUAGACCACAGGGGUUAAAUUUUCGAUAUUUCGGAGUGUUCUGUUUUAAAGGUUGACAGGGAAAAGACUCAUGUAGUGCGCACCUUUAAAUACAAAGUUCAAGGUUCAUAAUUUCCUUGAACGCUCUCUAGUGUCCGUGUAAGAGGAGCGAUAAAGUUGAUGGUGGUACCUUUCUUUAGCUGGUUAGUGUGAAAACCAGUCUCUUCAAUGAAAUAGCGUCAACUCGUAUCCUCAACCUCAUGACCAAAUUAGCAGCCACCCACUUUAGAACUAAUUCAUUUUUCGCUCGGUAAAGGUGGUGUAAUCUGAAAAACUGUAUAGGCUGUUGCAAGACCUGAUAAAUUAUUAGAGCUUGGUAGUAAACUUAUUGUUACAUUUUAUGUAUAUCCUUGGUUUCCGUCAAUGCUUUCUUGUGGUUCUUGAUUUGAUUGCCUAAAGCCAUAUGUAUAUAUGCUGACUACGAUACUGUGCAAACUGUAGCUGUAGUAGUGGCUCUAUGUACAGAUAAUUCAAUAACAGAAACGGGUAUAGUCACAGUGUUACAACAGAUUGUCUUGAAUUCUUGAUACAUGUAUAUUAAAGUCUCUUGAAUGCACCA